Messenger RNA from Plectropomus leopardus (leopard coralgrouper), 1188 nucleotides. The record is from RefSeq and is a predicted model, not a curated record. Lineage: Eukaryota; Metazoa; Chordata; Actinopteri; Perciformes; Serranidae.
GUAGUGGAGGAGCUUCUGUCAAAAAGUGGAGCCAUUGGUCGGGAAGCUGCCAAGGCGAUAGCGGAUGCUGCCAUGUUGGAAGUAGCGAGCACAAAUGUUCCCCACAUGGCCCCAGAUGAUUUCUACGAAGGAAUUACAUUUGAGCAUUUUGAACAGAUUUUGAAAGGCCUUGAAAUGGAGACCAGAAUGCACAUUCGCUUUUUGGAUGUAGACACCACAACAAUAGGCUGUGGAAAAUCAACCUCUUAAAAUUGUUGGUUUAUGUUACUGCUGUUUUUAGCAGAGCCUCUUCAAUCCUUAAAAGGAGUGAAGCCAAAAAACUUGAUGUGCACUAAUAUUUUUUUGGAUGGAGUGAAACUAGUAAUUUUUUAAAUUAUUUAAAAUGACUGACAAGAUGGUGAAAGUAUUCAGUCAAAUGACGUUAAUUUCUAUGGUUCACUUUUAAGCCUAAAGAAUUUACUUUCAGAAUGCUGGUGAUUCAAAUGAAAAGCAUUGUGAUCCUGUAAGUUCAAAGUGUCCCAUAUUUCACAGAAAUUUGUUUCCCAUCUUUCGUCACACUCCUACUAAUUUUAUCAGGUUUCACACUAACCAACUACCUCUCCUAUUCUACAAAUCUUUAUAUAACCAGCAUGUAAUGUGAACGACUCUGUACUUUAGUCAAAAGGUUCACAUGUUAGAUGAAGUUAGUCUUGCUCUGUGGUUGCUCUAGCAUUCAGUUAUGGCUAAUAUCCAAAAAUUGAGAGUGCGGGCGCAUACUAUUCCUCUGCAGCUUCAGAGUAGUUACAGUGUAACCAACUACUGCUGUUCUGCCUUGAAAAUUUACUAUUUUUGACUGCUAGUAAGUAAAUCUAACACUUUCCUUGAGAUGAAUUAUUACAGACUUUUUAUGAAAUAUUAAUAAUGAAUAAAAUAAAUUAAAGACAUUAUGAUCAAACAAAUGUAUUUGUACAUUUUUGUAGAAACUCUCAUACAAAGAAGAAUCUUAUUUUGUUGCACAGCAGCAAAAAAUCAAAUCCAGAAGGUCAAACAUAAAUUUAAAAAUCAUUCAUUUUACAGUGAUUGUUUACAGGGUGGUGGUCCUGUGCAGCAUCUCGGCAGCAUCAACGUGAUAAAUUACAAACACCAAAAACUAAAUAUAAUAUACACUGAAAUUUUACAUUCCAAGAAGCUUGAUUUGACUAGGAUGAU